This is a messenger RNA of Phytomonas sp. EM1, 798 nucleotides long. The record is from the annotation of a GenBank genome assembly. NCBI's taxonomy places the organism in Eukaryota, Euglenozoa, Kinetoplastea, Trypanosomatida, Trypanosomatidae.
AUGACUCAACUACAUUCCGUUGCCAGUCUAGACUAUGGUGAUGGUCGAACCUGUGUUUGCCGUAUUUGUGAAUGCGGCAAGCACCGUUGCCCUGGCCUGAAAAUACCAUUUGUCGGAGAGACCACCUACCGCGAUGAAUACGUGCCGAAAAAGGCCGAACGCGAACAAGGGCGACGCAAGCAACAAGCUCUCUAUCCUACCAAGGUUGAGCCUGGCCAUUUCAAGACGACCAAGCAGGAGGCCGCUGAGUUGAUAGAAGGGAAGAAUAUUCGUCCUGCUGAAUCGUACAAACCUCGAAAUGAAGUCAAAGAAAACUUACCUUUUGACGCCAACACAACGAAUCGUACAGAUUAUCCUGGAUACAUACCGGAGUACCGCCGCGCAAAGCCGAAGCAGGAGCCGAUGCCAAAGCUACACGGCAUCUACGACACCACCAAAGGGGCGAUGGAUGAGCCCAUCAAGAAGCUUUCCGAUGACGGUAAAAUACUGAAGCCGCCCAAGAGUUUCAAGAGCGAGUCCGCCGCGCAACCGGACGUCCCCUUUGACGGGGUCUCCAGCUACAUGGUGGACUACCCAGCGAAGGAGGCGCCGCCAGCGCGUUCAGCGAACACGAACAAAGGUUACGUUCCCGUUCCUGAGAAUCGCGACUUCCAGACCGUCAGCUCGGAGACGUAUGUCAUCCCGCCGGCGAACACGCGGCGGGCAUGCCCGGCCGCGUUCGUCCCAGAGCGCCCUGUUUCGCAGGAUGGGCAUAUUAAGCUGUCUGUCUACAAUGUUCCCUCCGGGAUUGUCUCCUAA